AUGAAUUCUAAUAAACCGCCGCCAAAGCCGACGUUUUGGCAAAAAGAAUUCGUCUGGUCUUAUUCGACUAUCGAAAGACUGGCGGUAAUGAAGAGUAGGCGGUUGGGAAAUAUCCUCAGAGAAUACGCGCGUUAUUGUACCGUGCACGGCGUCCAAUACAUAUUUAAAGACAAUUCGAACAUAAUUGAACGGUUUGAUUUUGCCCGUUAUUUUCAAAAUGUUGUUAGUGUAGCACGCUCGUAUACUUAUAGAAGGUGUUUUUUUUUUUUUUGCUCCCCCAUUCGAAUUUUAGAUGCGCUUGGUUGUUCAUCGUGCUGACCAGUUUCGUCUGCGCCAGCAUUCUGGUACACACCAUGUGGCUAAAAUUCAACUCUUCUCCCACGGUGACCGCGGUUAAAGACACGCAUUUGGCACUUUACUCGCUCCCGUUCCCGGCCGUUAACGUAUGUCCAAUGGAUAAGAUAAAACGUUCGGUGGCUUAUUCUUACGUGACGGCCCGCAUAAACGAUUCGUAUCGGGAAAACGAGAUGGACAACUUCCUGAACGUGCUGACGCUAUUUCAGCAUCCGCUCUACAACAGAAUGUUAUACUAUCUGAACAGUGGAAUAGAUAAUUUUCUAACCAAAUUGACCAGUAUUAAUAUUACAGACUUUAUGUUAACCGUAAGUAUGGUGCACACGAACACGUCCCGAAGACCGCCGGAAUUUAUAUUUGGUUUGAAUCAAAGGUGAUGCCGACAUGUGAUGAGGUCUUCAAAGCUUGUUUUUGGAUAGGCCACUCUUACAAUUGUUGCGAGUUGUUUAGCUUGCAAAGAUCCGAGGAAGGUUUUUGUUAUUCGUUUAACUCGUUAACGUCGAUUAAAAAAAACGACUGGUAAGAUUAUUAACUCGACGCACUUAAUUAAAAAAUAAAAUAAAUACAAACACGUGCUAGUGCACCUAACUACGAAAUGUUUAAGCCCUAUGUUUAGUACGUUGGAAACUGACAUGGAUGGAAAUCCAAACAAUAUCAAUUGGGAAUGCGUAUUAAGACGAAAUACGGCGGCUGGUUCGACAUCAGGAUUACAAAUAUUCUUCAAUAAUUUUAAAGAAUCGGAACGAUUGGUAAACGCUUCUUUAAUUACCGGCAAACCGGCUGUCAGGGUAUGUAAAAAUAAAUAACGUUUUUGUAUGUACAUUAAAUUUAAUUAUAUGGUAUGAUAAUAUUAUACGAUAAGUUUUUUUCGCGUACUGCGCUUAUAAUUCAGAUAUCCCAACUGCUGUGCCGCGAAAUUCUUCUGGUGUGCCAUGUAAUUUUUGUCUUAUUGUGUAUACUAAAUACUCUAAAUAUACUUUGUAUUUUAUACUAUUUAUAAUAAUCGAUAAUUAUAAUUUAUAUUUAUCAUAAACAUUAACAUUGGCUUAGAAAUUCCUUGAAAAUAAAAAUUGACAAAACGUCCAAAUGGUUUUGGCAGAUUAUUUGUUGAUAUUUCUAAUAUUGUUAAAUUAAAUUGAACAAAAUCAGGGGGUUGAAAAACAAAAUUGUAUUUUAGAAAUCUUCAACAAUUAAAGGUGAUUUUUCAAAUUUUCAAAACUAACGAUAAGAAAAUCCAACAUUAAAGAACUACGAAAAUAUAUAAUUGAAAACCUCAUAUAUUAGGUACUCGAAGAAAAAAUGAAUCACUAUUUUUUAGACGAAAUCAGACUGUUUCAGACGAAAUCUGCAGAUUAGGUCGUGUUACCAUUUGGUUUCACUGAUAAUGUAAAUACUUCACUUAACUAAUUACGAAAAGAAUGAAUUCAUUGAUAUGUGUUCCAAUUCUACAACCCGAAUACUAUUCAAUAGCCAGAAAGAGAAACAUAGAUUCCUUCUGGGUAAGUUUAUAGUAUCUAGCUAUUUCUUAGAAAACGAUACUAUUAUUACCAUUCUUUAUGUAAUAUCUAUAUGAACAAGAAUUUUCUACUCUGAACAAUAUUAAAAUCAGUAAUAGAAAUUGUUUGAAAAAAUAUUGAAUCGGACAAGCUUAACACACGCAAGUUGCAACCGAAGCCCGGCGAAAAGUGAGUGGGAGCCGCGGAAUCACGGAGCUUUGAAGCUUCUGAGCUGUCUACAUCAAACCAACACACCCAACAACGCAUUCCACGUAUCACCGUUACGUCCUGACAGAUCCGGAUUGGCUAUUGAGAAAAUCUCUUUGAGAUGGGCAUCGUUAGUGCUAUGCUGUAGUCAGAGCCCAGGGGGACAUGGGCUCCCACGGAACUUUUUAUUUUAUCAGUUAUAACAAUUAUACAAAAUGCAUCACUGUUUUCCCAAUAAUAAUAUCUCUGUUAGAUUAAGUUGACCCUAACCUGUUAAUAUUAAAAUAAAAUUUGAACUGGUGGAAUAGGUAAAUCGUACCCCCGGGUUAUCAUACCGGGUCUAGUGUGCACCUCGACGCGAUCGUUUCACCAACUAUUCAUUGAGCAACUUUUUUUUCAACGUACGUUGAUGUGAAUGUGUGAUAUUCAUAGAUAUGCAUAUAUAGAUCUAUUAGGGACAUUUUAUUUUAAAUGUACCCCCCCUCUUCUGAUUUUUGGAUCAAAUAUAGCUCAGUGGGAUUUGGUGAUAGGAAAGUGAUUUUAACGCCAAAAAAUUUGGCUUGGAACUCCACACAAGUCCCCUUCGUAGUUCGAUACCAUACAAUCUUUUUCAAUGGAACUAACUCGGAAUUUGUCUGAUCACCACAAAACUUUGUAAACGGUCCCUAGAUCACCUCUAGACUACCCUCACAACAUUUUUGUAUCGAUCUAAAAAAAAAAACAUGUAAUAUGUAAAUAAUUAGCUAUCUAUUUUGACAUUUUCCAGGUCCAAGUAUUUUUCGUAAAUGAAUAUCCGGAAUCUGGUAUGGGUAGCAUCGUUACGGCCGACAAUGGUACUAAACUGAGUAUCAUGGUGAAACCAUUUGUGACAAUCAGUACGGACGCAAUCAGACAUCUUCCCGUGGAGGAGAGGUUUUGUUAUUUUCCCGACGAAAAACAUUUGAGCAUGUCGAAAUCGUAUACUCAAAAGUCGUGCCUCAUCGAAUGCCGUCUUAACUAUUUACACGAAAAAUGUCAUUGCCGUCCGUAUUACUUUAACAUGCUCGGUGAGUUUACGCGUAGGUAGGUAAACUAAAACCUAUAGGUGCAGGGUGUCCCACGAAGAUAUGGUUAUUGCGAUAUUUUGAAAAGCAUUAAUUUUUUUCGGAAUCUUUUACUCUAAGCGGAACGAAGAAUGUAUUAGUUUUAAAAUGAUGUUUAGUUUAUUUUUCUUUUCUAUGAAAAACUUUUCUACCAGAAAUUUUGCUCCGAUUUUCAAGUGUACCGUGUUUUCUAAAAGUAAAUUUUAGUGGGGUGGUACUUUAGAAAGGUCAUUUUUUAAUUUUCCUAGAGGUUUUUCAUAAAUAACUAGGAAAAACCGGGAAAAUUUACGAAAUGUACUAUUUUCAAAUUGUAAAUAAUAUGGCCUUUCAAAACAUUUAUAGGUAACUGAAAUUGGUUCAAAAUAGUUUUUUGUUGGCAGUAAUUAAUCGUUAUAUACCUAAACAUUAUAUUUCCAUUUAAUUUCCCAACUUCUCAUGUACAACAGUGGCCCACUCAUCGUGUGAAGUAUGUCCGUUUGUUUUUUUUAAACACUAGUAGCUCUAGAAUGUUACAUUAGGUAGAUUCCAUUAUAUUUGGGGUUGAAUCGUCUACCUACUUUUGAUUUCCAAAUGGAAACCUAGGUAUGUUAAAAAUUGAAUAAAUAAAUAAUAGAGUGUUAGUAUUAAACACAUUUUGGUGUUGAUAUUUUUUAUUAAGUCAGUUUUUGUUUAUAAUUUUUUUAUUUAUUUUUUUUCCGAAAUUGUCUUAACUAAUUUUUCCCUAAGACCAAAUACCUAUAUAUUGUUAUUAACAUAUUUAGUGGGUACUUACCUAACAUUCCUAAUAUUAUGUCGACAAUUUUCAGAUAACCGUAUACCGGUCUGUAACUCGACGCAGCUACUGUGCAUCGCGAAGCACAACAGUGAAUUGCGAUUCUUUAGUCCGCCGAUCGGGAACAUCAGGGGUUUCCUGCUCACUGAGAUGAAGUCACCACUCAAUUGUUCCCAAUGUUUACCGACGUGCCACGAAAGCGUAUACGAUCUGGACGUCGAUUAUUCAUUAGACUCCCUGCCGUUGACUAGGAACAGUUUCGGAUCGGUGGACAUUUUCUAUAGAAACGAAGGAGCAGUCAAGUACGAGAGGGACGUGACGUUUGGCUGGAUCGAUCUGUUGGGUACUUAAAUGUCUUAUUAUAUAGGUACCAUGUAGGUAUUUAUCUAAAAACAAAUUUAAAAAAAUUGCUUUAAGUCCUGUUCACACCAUACAAUAUACUCGUAUAAAUAUUAUGGUUCAUACGAUCAAAUAUUUAAUGUUUCUAAAAUAUUUGAGUUUUGUUAAAUAUUGGAUUACUAGAUUGAUAACAAAUAAUUAUUAUCAUCGUAGAUGUAUCAUAAUUAUCAUGAUUUUUCAUUGCAUAUAAAUAGUUUUUAAAUGCAUAAUGAUAUGUAAUAUUUUGGUUAUAUUUAUAUUAGUUUAAAAAUAAUAAAAAUAAAUAAUUUUUUUUUUUAAAUCAAAUUUGAUAUAGAUACCUAUGUAUAUUUUUUAUUUCCAAAAAAUAUUUUAUGUAUUACUUUUCUGAUUAAAAAAUGUCGAAAAUACCAUUACAAAUCAAUCAUUUAGAUAGAAAUAAUAAAAAUUAAAAAACAUUUUUUUCUCUUCUAAAAAUUGAUUUUUUUGUUCAUAUGUUUUAUUUUAAAGGGUAUAUUUCUACGAAAUAAUAGUAAUAAAAUGCAUAUUUUAUAGUACAUAUUUCUAAGGUUUUUAGAGCAUAUAAAUCCGAGACCUAUUUAUAAUCAAUAAACAGAAUAAAAUAUAGAUUGCCUACAGACAAUGCAUGUGUGUAAAAAAUAAAGUUCUAAAAGUUAUGAUAAAUUUUUAAGUAAAGAUCGUAAAUGAAAUAUGUCGUGUAAAGGAGAUUGUGUAGGCAUUAUUCCCAUGAGGCUGUGAAGUGUAUAUAGUUUUAAUACCUCCGAAAUCGGUAGUGCAGUAGCACCUAUAAUAUUAUGACACAUUAAAAAAAAAAUAUAUAGGUAUUUACUCCUUUUGCAAAUGAAUUCAUAAUUCUGUUGAUAGACAUUUUUUAAUCCUUAGUCCUGUGUACAGGAGGUUCCACAGAGAUCUGGCAUGUUCAAUAACUUUUGUCCUGUUCAAUAUUUAUAAGCUUUUCUGUUUUGUAACAAUUAUUAAAAUUUUCAUGUUUUUAUUCUUUAACUAAAAACAAAAACAUAAUUUAAAUUUUUUAUGUUUAAUAUUUUUAAUUUAGUUAAAAUAUUUUUUUUACCAAAUCCAAGAUGGUAAUUUUAUUCACAUUUUUUUUUUUGAAAAAAAAAUUAUGCUUAGUGUUUCACAAGUCAUUAAUUUUCUAUGGGUUUUUAAAGUUUACAAUUUAUACCAUUGCAUUUAUUAUCACAACUAAAUAAUAUCAAUAAAUCAUAGUUCUUGUAAACGUAAAGAUGUUAAAAAAAUUAAAAAUUCAUUAGUUAUUUUGGUAUUAUAUUAUUCUAGUCAGUUAUAAUAGCUAAAGUUGUAUUUUGAUCAAUAAAUAAUAAAAGUGAUUGCAUUAUUCAAAUCUUCUGAAUAUAUAUUCAGGGUGUCCCACAUAUAUAUAUAAUUUAAUAUUUUUUUUUUAUCAUUUAGUGUCAUUUGGAGGUAUCGCUGGUCUGUUUCUGGGAUUCAGUCUGUUAACAAUCAUUGAGUUUAUAUACUGGGCUAUUAAGCUACUUAUAUAUCAAUAUAAUAUGUAUUCAGCAUCUAGAAACAAGAUUUCACCUGGAUAUUAA
Molecule: messenger RNA, 5860 nt
Organism: Cinara cedri
Lineage: Eukaryota; Metazoa; Arthropoda; Insecta; Hemiptera; Aphididae
Source: the annotation of a GenBank genome assembly